Messenger RNA from Penaeus chinensis, 4327 nucleotides. Its product is annotated as transmembrane channel-like protein 7. Gene Ontology annotation, molecular function: mechanosensitive monoatomic ion channel activity. The coding region runs from base 1 to 2118 and encodes 705 amino acids. The transcript is spliced from 7 exons. Gene Ontology annotation, cellular component: plasma membrane. NCBI's taxonomy places the organism in Eukaryota, Metazoa, Arthropoda, Malacostraca, Decapoda, Penaeidae. The record is from RefSeq and is a predicted model, not a curated record.
AUGAUUCAGCUGAACCUCCUGUUGCUUCUCCUGUUGAUUGGCGGUAUCGUCAUCCCGUCAAGCUACUGGGUCAGUGACAAUGGCAGCGCCCAGGGUUUCUCUGGAGUCUUAAUAAACGGCACGAGGGAUCUGUGCGCUGGGAUACAGCUAGACUUCGACAACCAGACGUAUGACUGUAACACAAACUACACGGUCAAGAUACAGCAGGAACGGCAGAUACCCGCUGCCAUAGAAAGUGAGAGCUACCUUGAAACAAAAUACAAGAAGUGGUAUUCUGCUCGUCCAGUCACCUCCUUGGUCAUGCAGGGAAGCAGCACCGUCAACAACAUCGUGCAGACUUUAAGUCCGUGGGGCGGAAUUCUGAAGAGGAUCGAGGGAAGGCACGGAGCAAGCGUUGUUGCCGUCUUUAACUUCCUGCGUGACAUGAUUCAGCUGAACCUCCUGUUGCUUCUCCUGUUGAUUGGCGGUAUCGUCAUCCCGUCAAGCUACUGGGUCAGUGACAAUGGCAGCGCCCAGGGUUUCUCGUGGAGUCUUAACGGCACGAGGGAUCUGUGCGCUGGGAUACAGCUAGACUUCGACAACCAGACGUAUGACUGUAACACAAACUACACGGUCAAGAUACAGCAGGAAGUAGAUAAGAGCGCACAUGAUUUCAUCAGCCUAGUGGGCGACUUUCUUCAGGGAACAGGCUUCCUCGAGUGGACCUACCUUUUCAGCGGCAGAUACCCGGCUGCCAUAGAAAGUGAGAGCUACCUUGUGAGCCUGGCCUACAUCCUCACGAUACUCGUGGUCUAUUUCAUCUCCAUCGUGUACGUAGUCUAUUUCGUCGCCAAGUUCCUGCGUCAAUCCUCUGUCUCCCAGGCAGAUUACGGUAUGACCUUUUCGAAGAUCGUCUUCACCGGCUGGGACUUCGCGGUGACCGAGGAAGACGCCGCAGAAAUCGAAAGAAAUCUCGUAGUGUGCGAAGUAAGAACAGCCUUUGAUGACGUCGACUACAGGAGUAAGCAAAUGAGUCUCACGAGCAGCGAUUUAAUCAAAAUCUACCUAACCCGUUUUAUUAUCAAUGUGAUAACCCUUUCACUGAUCAUUGGCGGUUGGGUCGCAAUAUAUUUCAUGGUUAUUGAGCAGCAAAAUCAUGUGACUGGCACUGAAUUUGAACAGUUUUUGUGGGAAUAUGCCCCAACUAUUCUGGUGUCGGUUUUCAAUUUUAUCUAUCCUCUACUUUUUGACUUUGUGGUAAAAUUCGAACAUUACACCGGGAGACACGAACUUUUACUUACACUCGGUCGGUGCGUGUUAGUUAGGCUCACGUCCUUAGGCAUCCUCGUUAUUACUACCCUAGGUGUCAUAUCCUCCGAGGACCGAAACUGCGAAAUAGAAAGCGAAUAUAUCUGCUGGGAGACACGCAUGGGGCAGCAGGUCUACUCCGUGUUGGUGCUCAACGCUAUCAUUGAUUUCGGCAUGACCUUCGUCGUCAACGUGGCUCGGCGGGGACUCUGGAGGUUCGACAACAAGAUUUGCAAAACGGUCGGGCGACUUGAGUUUUAUGUGCCCGGACACGUUCUGGAUGUAGUGUACGCACAGACGCUCUGUUGGAUUGGGAUUAUCUACGCGCCUCUGCUAGCUGGUGCUGUUCUGAUCAAUUUCUGCUUCAUGUUCCUCCUGAAGCUGUUCACUGUUACCGUGACCUGCUUUCCGGCAAACAGAGUGUUCCGGGCCUCACGGUCCUCGGCCAUGUUUAUGACUAUUCUCUCUCUCGCCCUCCUCAUGUGCGUCGUGUCCACCGGCUUGGCUCUACUGCUCAUCAAGCCGUCACUGGCUUGCUCGCCCUUCAGAGGUCUAGACUACGCCUGGGAAGCCUUGACCUACUACAUCUGUCAUUUGGAAAGCUCGUCUGACAGCUGGAUCAGAGUUGUGCUGUUCACGCUGGACGACAUUGCUGCAGCAGUGGUUCUUCUAGUCGUGGUGGUUCUCCUGGCAACUUAUUAUAUAUCUCUCGUUAAAGCUCGAGGCUCUCUUAUCAGAAGACUCGAAGACAAACUCAAGAUUACAACUAAAGAGAAAAACUACCUCAUGAAACAAUACAAUCGUUUAUCACCUAGUGGCACAAGGAAUUAGUCUGAGUAUCUAGUCAGUGUUUCAGAAUUUUGCAGAUAGCUUGCAUUUUCAAAGAUCAUGGGGCCUUUAUCACCUCCACGAUGGAGUUGGCAAGCGAAUCACCAUGAAUAUCCACACGUGGAUUUUAUUUGACUUCUCCAAUUUGUGUUUCAUAUCAAUUAUAUUAAUUCUCGAACAAAUUGGCCAUUUCUCCUAGGCCUUCACGUAACGGGUUUAACAUAAAAAAAAUAUCUUCAGGUUGUUUCCUGAAAUUAUUGUAAUGUAAAUCCAAUGCCGCGGAGUAAUCUGAAGGAACAAACCAUCGUUGAUGCUACUGUGAAGAAUUCGGUUAAAGUAUACAAAAGAACCGCACCGACUAGGAAAAAAUUAAGAUCAUAGCGUUGUAAGCAAUGAAAAACUACAUUGACUGAUAUCAAAAUUAAUUUGCAGAAGCCCACCGAUUCCAGUUAAACGACGAAAAUGCGUUGUAGGCAACGCCGCACUGCGGUAAAGUCCACUCGGCGUUGACGCGGUUAAGUCCAUACGUGACCUAAUGUUUACUAAGUUCUCGGCGGAACCCCCGAUAGGGAAAUACGGCGAUCGGGUGGGUUGGGUUAGGUUAGGUUAGGUCAGGUCAGGUUCGAGCCCGUAACACCGAUUCGAAUCUACUACUUUCUCUAUCAUGUAAAUUACGAUUCUUGGCUCGGGUUUUUUAUUUUUCUACUUUCUUUAUAAUUUAAAUUACGAUUCUUGGCUCGGGUUUUUCAUUUUUCUACUUUAUCAUUUAAAUUACGAUUUUUGGCUCGGAUUGUUGGCUGGAGUUCGGGACUUUGUCUCUGACGGGUGCGGUCUUUUUAUAAACAUUUACCAAGAAUUCUUCCAAUCACUCUCAGCAAAAAAUAGUAGAGGUCAUUUGGUUGGUUCUAUCUCUCCAGUAAACUCUUUGACACAUAUAUUUCCUAAAAAUACUGUUGAGAAUCCGUGUGUAUGGGAGAGUUAAUCAUAAAUAUAUAGAAAUGAAGUCCCUAGUCACGCUAUUAACUGAAAUUCAGUUAAUUUUGGAAAUGCUAAUGUCCUUUCAACAAUGUUUUAUCCUUUAAGUAAAGUAAUAAACAUGCUUUUCAUAUAUAAAUCAGAUCUAUUUGUUUCUGUUUCUUGAUUUUUGAGAUAACAAAUGUGACGUCAACACCUUUAAGAUCUAUGCGUUUAUCAUUAUCAUUCUUGAAACUAACAAAAGCACAUACAUAAACAAUAUGGCUUCUGGCAAGCACUGUCUAUACCACUUUCUAAAUCGGUUGGAAGUGGUUCUAAUUGUUUUCUUCACCGAUUAUCUAUAAUGACUUUUGUGUUUUGCAUAUUCUCUUUCCUUAUUUAAAAAUCGGUAUUCUGGUUCGUUUAGCUAUCUACGUGGAGGAUGUUUUAGGGCAACAAUUCACUUCUUGCUAAAAAGUUUCAGUGUUUCUGUUAUAUUAUUUUCUUCAGUGGUUUCAUGGAAUCUUACGGCUGUAUUGAAUAUUAAAAUUUCUUCAUUCACAUCUAUCUGCCAUUUUUCGUAAUUUACCAUCGAAACGUAUCGUUUUCAUUGUAUUACUGAAUGUGUUUUGCAGACGUGACAUUUGUGACUGCACACCACAAUUCUGUCUUUAUUGCAUGUUACUAGUGGAGCGGUCCUCUUUUUAACUAACUUUCUAUUCUUUGCUCUUUCGUUGUGCUUUCCUGCUGGUUCAGAGAUAUCGUUUGUCUUUUGUUUGGUAGUCGCUGAUUCUUACGAACCUGUCUGAUCUGAUGCUUCUGCGCCAUGUGUUAUGUCACACUAUACCUUUUAUUGAUAUUUACUUCUUUCGAAACUUUUUUACUUGGUUUAUUAUUGAAAAUAGUAUGUAUUUUUUAUAUAUAGGGACCAAGAGUAUCUCAUGAACAAGGCCUUUUCAAUGGGACGUAACAAUUUCUACUGCAAAAGCCCGUGGUUAUCUUAACGAAAACCAAACUGAUAGGCUGGUAUCAAAUAUUAUUUCCAAGGUGUCAUUUUGAGAAUGAAUUAAAGUACCAUUCAUUGUAUUUUAUAUAGAGGUUUAUAAUUGCGGGCCAUUCAUGGUAUAUCUAAGGCCAGUCCAUAUUUUAUAUUUACUCCAUAUACAUGUUUACUACUGAUAUAUAUAUAUCCUGUUAAAUACCUGUAUUAUGAAAAUGUUACAUUAAAAAUGCUUAGAAAUACAUUAAAUUAUCAUCA